GACGGUUCUGGGAUAUGGGACUACUGGGGUUUCUUGGUGUUCCUCGGUCAGUGAGGAGUCAGAUCAGAGACAGUAGAUCAUACUCGAGUAAAGAAGAGAAGAGAGUGGCUGGUCUGCAGUACUGCCUCCAGACCUGUACUGGUGUGUCGUGGGGGAGGAUAGCUAGUCGUGUUAUGGCACAUGAAGGAGCACACGGCCUUGGAGACUGUCAGACAAUACCUACCACACACACAUGGUAUCAGCCUCACUCUCUCCAACCUGACGCCAGCUCUGGACUCAUUACCUGACACACUGUGGUGGGACUUUGGUAUACGGAUGGAUGUCCCGUGGUCCAUGCUGAAUAAGAUAAGGUCUCAGUUGUCCAGUGAUAAGGAGAGGAAAGCAGAAGUGCUCAGAGUGAUUUCCACUGAACAUCCUCACCUGACAUGGGAGCAUGUGUCAGAUGCCCUCUACCGGCUGGAAGAUGGAAAGUAUCACCAUGUUCUAGAGAGAGUCCAGUCCCUAUUCCCCACUGGAAGAAGACGUGCCAAGAAGAUCUACCAAGAAGAAAUGAGCGAGGAGUCACCAAACGAAAAC
This is a messenger RNA of Geodia barretti, 576 nucleotides long. Lineage: Eukaryota; Metazoa; Porifera; Demospongiae; Tetractinellida; Geodiidae. The record is from the annotation of a GenBank genome assembly.